Molecule: messenger RNA, 219 nt
Organism: Rotaria sordida
Lineage: Eukaryota; Metazoa; Rotifera; Eurotatoria; Philodinida; Philodinidae
Source: the annotation of a GenBank genome assembly
AUGUUUAAAGCAGCAGUCUUACUUUCUCAACAAUAUAAUAUAACAAUUGAUGGACAAUUCAUAGAUUGGCAAGUAGCACAAACUUAUGGCAAAACAAUAAAUGCUAUGAGUAGUACAUGUCAAGCCAUAUCUUCUUCUCAAAUUGUUGGUAUUGUAGGACCAACAUUGUCAAGAGAAACUCCUAUUAUUGCUGAAUUUGGUGAAAGAAUUGGUAUACCU